This is a messenger RNA of Leptinotarsa decemlineata (Colorado potato beetle), 5616 nucleotides long. It is a transcript of the gene spin, whose product is annotated as lysolipid transporter protein spinster. The record is from RefSeq and is a predicted model, not a curated record. Gene Ontology annotation, cellular component: membrane. Lineage: Eukaryota; Metazoa; Arthropoda; Insecta; Coleoptera; Chrysomelidae. Gene Ontology annotation, biological process: transmembrane transport. Gene Ontology annotation, molecular function: transmembrane transporter activity.
UUCCCUGUUUAUGACCAACUUGUAACUGACCUAUGAGUCAAGUUCAUUGAUAAAAGGUGAUUUGUGAAUUUUGUUUAGUGUGUGUAUUCCUGUGAGUUUUUGUUACUGUGUACAAAGAUGUGAUAUUGGAAAUGAAGUUAAUACUCAUUUUUUAGUAUGUGAACAAUUUUUAUUGCGUCAAGGAAUUCCCAUAUUUCAUAACCUAACUCCUUCUGACAAAUCAUCAGACUGAUCAUCAGGUGAUGUUGACGCAUGCGUGUUCAGAACCAUCCAACAUGGAAAACGUAACAAACCGCCGUCAUUCUCUUUUGAACUCUUGUGAAGUUAGGUUAAUUUACUCUUACCGGUUAUGCCGUCCGAGAAAUUAGAAGUUGGUUCAAAUUUUCUUAUGAAAAAAUUCAAAAUGGAAACUACCGAAAUUGCACCGAACGAGUCUCAACAAGAGCUGGUUCAAGGAUCUGAAGAAGUUGGUGAGCAACGUGAGAAAACUUUGCGUGAUGUUACUUUUCGCGAGUGGGUUGCAGUUUUUGUAUUAUGUUUUGUCAAUCUUAUAAACUAUAUGGACAGGUUCACAAUAGCAGGAAUACUUGGCGACAUAAAAACAUUUUAUGGCAUACAUAACGGUGAGGCCGGUUUACUUCAAACUGCAUUUGUGCUGAGCUAUAUGAUAUUUGCACCUCUAUUCGGUUAUCUGGGUGACAGGUACAGCAGGCGAUGGAUAAUGGCAGCUGGUGUAUUUUUAUGGAGUUUAACGACACUUUUUGGUUCGUUUAUGGAUAAUUUCUGGUGGUUCAUGCUAUUCAGAGCGCUAGUGGGGAUAGGAGAAGCCAGUUAUUCCACUAUAGCACCCACGAUUAUCAGCGAUUAUUUCGUAGGAGAUGUUCGUUCCAAGAUGUUGGCCCUAUUUUACUUCGCGAUUCCAGUAGGAAGUGGUAUGGGCUACAUUGUAGGAUCAGAAACAGCAAAGGCAGUCGGCCAAUGGCAAUGGGCUUUGAGGGUAACUCCAGCUCUGGGUGUGAUAGCGGUUGCACUGAUUAUUUUCGUGCUAGUUGAUCCAGAAAGAGGACAAAGUGAAUGUAGUGGUCAUAUGGAAGCUACUCCAUGGGUGGAAGAUAUUAAAGAUAUUGUUCAUAAUCGCAGUUUCAUGUUUUCUACGGCUGGAUUUACAUGUGUGGCAUUCGUUGCAGGGGCUCUGGCUUGGUGGGGUCCAUCCUUUAUUGAAAUGGGGAUAAAAUUACAGAGUAGUGAUACUGUUGAUUCUGAGAGUGUGGCUUACAAAUUUGGAAUAAUUUCAAUGGUAUCAGGCUUGAUAGGAGUGCCGUUCGGCAGCUUUUUGGCACAAAGGCUACGUCCCAACUAUCACCGCAUUGAUGCUCACAUCUGUGCUGUUGGUUUGUUGGUGUCCAGCCCACUGGUAUUUUUCGCCUGUUUGACAGCGAGAUACAGCGCUUCACUAUGCUUUUCGCUAGUAUUUUUCGCCGAGUUUUUCCUAAACCUCACUUGGUCCAUUGUCGCUGAUAUAUUAUUGUAUGUUGUUUUACCCACAAGACGGUCAACAGCAGAAGGUUUCCAAUUACUGGUUUCACAUGCUCUAGGAGAUGCUGGCAGCCCGUACUUAAUAGGAGUGUUAUCAGAUGCCUUCAGAAUAGGAAUGAACCCUAUCAAUUCAGAGAAUUCCACAACUGAUGAUACAGACUUGAAUAAGUUCAAGUCCCUGCAAUAUGCAUUAUUUUCAACUUGUUUCGUUGAAGUUAUAGGAGGACUUUUCUUCCUGAUAACAGCUUUUUAUAUAGUUCAUGACAAACGUAAAGUAGAAGAAGCUGUACAUGGAGCAGCUCAUCAAAUCAACACUGAUCGAGAACAACGGCAAAUGGGGAAUAGUUGAAAGUACUUCUAUUAUCUGGCAACUCAAGGCAACUCUUAGUGGAAAAUUCAGCAAAUGACCAACACAUUUCUUGAUUGUUUAUGCGAUGAGAAUUUGUGUAAAGAACUAUUUAUUUGAAUUUUCACCUUACAGAAGACUUCCAUCAUGAGUGUAUCUAUGUUAAUGUCCCCAAUAAAAUUUAUAUUUAUUAUUUAUUAAGAAAAAUCUUGUCAGGAAUUUGUAUAUAUUCAAAAUGUCUUUUUUAACGUUAACCCUAUCAAAUAAUGGGAGUUGUUAUAAAUGGGUGUAAAAAUGAGAGUGUGAAUUUUAUUGAUGUUAAGCUUUAAAUGUCUACAGAAUGAGAGUUCGAUUUUUUAUGUAUUUUUAUGUAAUGUUAUGCCGUUAUAUUACAUAAGCUUUUAGGUUGAAUUCUAAAACUAAAAGUACGUAGUCAGUAUUAAGCAGUCAGUCAUAGAUGUGGAGUAUUAUAGUAACUCAACUAUGAACCUAUGAACCACCCCAUUCCCAUUGAACUAGAUAUGAAUUUAGUCAAUUAUCACAUCGAAAAAAUAUUGCUCAGCAAACUGAAACAUAAUUUAGGAGUAUUCUAAAUGAAAUUUCAAAAAAUGAUACCAGUCAAUAAGAUUAGAGACUUAGACAGAUGACUGUUUAGAUUCCUCAACAAAGUGAGUAUUCUCAACAUGGUCAAUUGUGUGCUCCUAAUGCGGCCGAAUGAUUUAAUAGUAAGGCUAUGGUAAAUAUGAAUUGUAUUGACCACUUUAGUUGAUACCAUUGACACAAACAAUACUUCAGACACAAAAUGCAAUUUGAUAAUUUAUUAAUUUUGUAAAGGAAUUUAGUUAGUUAGUGGUUGGCAUCCAGAGACCAUCAAUCUGUUCAUUCAGCAAAAUUUUUUUCAAAAAAAUGUUUUAUCGAGCGAUUGAAUUGCCUUUGUUCUGAACAUGUUUAACCAAAAUACUUUAUUCCUCUGAUUUCAAAAUGUAGUAACAGUACUUAUACACUGAACAGAUUAUUUUUUAUGCUUUUUUUUGUCUAGAAAUGUAAAACUUCACAGUUUGUUUUGAAUGUAAUUUGUUCAUUUUUUAUAAUUACACCAUUUGAGUCAAAUUGAAGAAUACUCUAUCUAAUAUCUAUCAAAUCUGUUGAAAUUUUUUUAUAUAAUAGAUUGUCACAUGCUGUUUUGAAAAAUGAAUUGAAUUAACUCUGUUCAGGAGAAAAUCAAAAAAAAAGACAAAAAAACACAAUUUCAUGUGCUAAACAUGAAACAAAUAUCUCCGUUUUUUUGUAAGUCUUAUGAAGGAAAUUGAAUUUUAAUCCUUUCGAUGUCCCACACCUACUUCAUUAGGAAAGAUCCCACUGUAAAAAUUCAGUUAGUUCAUAAUAAAUGUUGAAUGUUCGAGGUUCAGAUUUCCAUUGUCUGAAAAUGGUAACAAAUAACCUACGCUCUUUUAUGGCUGACAACCCUCUGAAGUCAAAACUUGUGCGAGCUAAGGAUUUGCGUGUGAUUUGUGACAUAAAAACAAAAAUUCGAGACUAAAAUUUUGAGAUGACUUAAGUCAAAUAUUAACAUAAUAUCCAAAGAUAUUAGAAAGAAGAAAUACCAGAUAUAAAGUAUAAAAAAUGUUGAAAAUUUUAUAGAGGAUAAGAAGAAUUGGUUCUAAGAAACAAUAGACUGCUUUAGAUAUUGCCACGCAAUCUUUAGCAGCUUCUCGAAAAUGUAGCACCCAAUGACUCUGAAGAACUGCUGUCAUCAGAUCAGAUCAGAUAUGAAUCAAGCCGUUGGUGGUCAGAAUUUAGGGAGAACAAAAAGACCACCCAGUAAAGACGACAUCAACAAGUUCGAAAUGAUGGAGCAUGUGUAGACUCACCAAUACAAUGAACUAUUCGUUUGAAGAAUUACUGUUUUUGAAGAAAGUUGAAAAAAUCUGUGUAUGCAUAUCGAAAAAUGAAGGAUUCAGCCACGCCAAAAAACAGGCUUCAGUGCACAUAAGUAAUAACGUAAGAAGAGAAUGGAGGAAAGUAUUUCUAAUUGACUCUUAAGUAACCUUAAAUUAUCAGGAAUGAGUUAGUGAACCAUCGAAAUGUGAAAUAACAGUUUAAAAUUCUUUUCUUAUUUGUUUACCCUCUCCUUUCUUUGCCAUAUUUUUAGACAAUGGAAGUCCGAACCUCUGAAGUAAUAUCUUUAAGUAAUAUGAUUGCUUUGUAUCAGCUGCAGAAAUUAUAUAGAAAUGGUCGUAAUUAAACUAUUUUCACAAACUUUUAUAAAUUCUAGACAUUUUUCCUUAACAACAUAACUUCAUCAGUAGUAAUUGAUAGUACACUCUGAGCUACAAUUUUUAUAUACAACAGUAAGUUACCUCACUUGAUUGGUUAAUAGUAAAUGAGAUAACGGGUAGAAUUUGUGAAACAAAUUACAAUCUCAGUUCUUGGACAGUAGGUACAUUUUGAAUAUGAAUAAAAUUACUGGAAUUAUGAAAAAAGGUUUAACCUCUUGUUAAUCUUUCAAUAGGAAAUUUUCAUGUUUGCCCUUAUUGAUUUCCAGAAACUCCAGCAGGUUCAAUUUCUGUCUGUUAUAUUGUAUAUGUAGUAUGUUGUAGAUAGUGUUGAAAUCUUGAAUGUUCUCUAAAAGGUGGUACACAUAGCUGGAAUGGGUCUUCUGCAGUUCGAAACUUCUUUUACGUUUGGAGAUUCCCGUUUUGAACUGAAGAAGACCAAUUUCAGCUAUGCGUUCCACCUUCUGGAGAACAAACACAAUUUCAACACUAAGAAAUACUACAUUUGAAAAAUAAAGGACAGAAAUUGAACCGUUAUUAAAUCUUUUCUCAUAAUGCCAAUAAUUUUAUUCAUAUUCAAAAUUUACCUACUGUCCAACAGCUGAGAUUGUAAUUUGUUUUACAAAUUCUACCUGUUAUCUCAUUUACUAUUAACCAAUUACGUGAGGUAACUUACUGUUGUAAAUGAGAAUUGUAGUCCAGUGACUGAUGAAGCUACUGUAUUAGCAAAACAUGUCUAGAAUUAAAAAAAAUGUAAAAAUUCUUUAAUUAUUAUCAUGGAUAGUAUCAUUGAUUUUCAUCAAGUAAUGGCUAGUCCUCUCCUAAUAUCAAAAAGUGUUUUCAGAAUUUUUGAAAUUUAUUUUUUUCUCAUUUCAUACUCUGUAUUCAGUCAAAAAUAUCACUUGAAAUUUAACAAGAAGCCACAGAUAUGCGUAUUGCUCAGUGUCAUCUAUUUUCUUGUUCAGUUAGACUGUUAUUUUUCACAUACUGUAGAAAAUAGAAUUGGUACGAGUUGAAGUUAAUUUUACUGAUAUCAGCUGGACAAUUAUUAAGACUGAAAAACUAUACAUAUGGAAAACUGUUUAUGAUGAUCCAUUAAAAGCAAAUUAGAAUGAAGUAUUAGGAUUAAUUUUUUUAUAUAUACAUUGUAUUGAUUGAGUAGUGAACUGAAGUGAAUUAUGUUGCAGGCCACAAAAGUCCUUCCAAAUGACCGCACAUGUAAAAAAUGUUCACCUGUUGAAAUUUUUUAUCACAUUUUGCUUUAAUGUUUUAAAGAAUUUUUGUUUUCAAAUAAUGGAAAGUUUAUCAUCAUAAACAGACAAUUGUGUUGAAUAUAUUUAAUACCUAUUGUAUAAAGUAGUUUUAGUUUUCUUAAUUUCUAUUGCAACUAUGUAUAUUGAUUUUGUUUUUCAUCAAUUUGUGCGAUAGAAAAAAAUAAAGGUAUUAGUAUCCUUUUAA